Prosopis cineraria is the source of this 1095-nucleotide messenger RNA. RefSeq lists its product as uncharacterized. The transcript has a single exon. Bases 1 to 1095 code for a protein of 364 amino acids. NCBI's taxonomy places the organism in Eukaryota, Viridiplantae, Streptophyta, Magnoliopsida, Fabales, Fabaceae. Gene Ontology annotation, molecular function: nucleic acid binding; zinc ion binding. The record is from RefSeq and is a predicted model, not a curated record.
AUGAGAGAGAAAGGUAGUGAGAGAGUGCUUUUUAAGGCUAGUGAUUCGACUUCAUCCAUCAAUCCUGGAGAUGGAGAAAGUGCAGCUCGUUCGAUUGAGGAGGAAGAUGUCCUCGCACGUAGUACCAAAAAGCUAGAUGAAGAUGUGAUCAUGCAAGGUACAGAAACAGAGACUGAAGCGAAACAAAGGGAAGAAAAGUCGAGAACUCAGCAGGACGUAACUGACUCCCGUCCGAAACAAAUCUCCUAUAAGGCGAAGUUGAUUGGAACAGAGGAUAAGAAACGCGAUCUAGACUUUGAAGAACAGUUUCAAGAAUGGCUGAAAGAGGAAACUCAAUGUGCACCACAAUGGACUGAGGAACAGCAAAAAAUAAUCGAUACACUCCCUACUGUCAAAGUACCAGAUGAAAGACUCAAAGAACUAUGCAAGCCAUGGAAAGACGCACUGAUUUUGACACUGAUGGGGAAGAAGAUGCGGCUGGUGGAAUUACGAGUUAAACUGGCUAGAGUGUGGGGUACGUAUAAUUUUGAACUCAUUGAUUUCGAAAACAACUACUUCACUUUUCGAACAGAUAGCAUUGAGCUGUACCGAAAGGUUCUCAGUGAUGGACCUUGGGUAAUCUCAGGACACUGUCUUGCGGUGCAAAGGUGGAGUCCGAAUUUCAACCCAUUCACAAAUCAGAUUCAAAAGAUUGCUCUCUGGAUUCGGGUGCCUGUUCUAUCCAUGCGCUGUUAUAAUGAAGAGUUCAUGUGGGAGACCGGUAACAUGAUAGGGAAAGCUCUGAAAGUUGAUAUGAAUACCCUUGCUCAAGUGAACCAAAAAAACACCGUGGAGAGAGGAAGAUAUGCCCGAGUAAGUGUAGAAGUUGAUCUGACGAAACCACUACAUUCUCGCUUUAUUAUUAGAAGGAAAAUCUUUACGCUCAUUUAUGAGAGAAUUAGUGUCAUCUGUUUCAACUGUGGCAAAGUUAGACAUAAGAAUGAAGACUGUCCCAUGAAGACUCCUGAAACUGGGCAACCGGUAGGAGAAGAGAAAAAUCAAUCAACAACACCAAAAGAGCAGAAACAAACACCAUCCACCUCAAGGUUUCGCUAG